AUGUGUUACGCAAAACCUGGACAAGUUACCUGUCUAGCACCCGGCUGCACUCGUCCUAUAUAUGAAAAAAAUGGUGUUCGACAUCCUUAUUGUGGUUUAACUUGUGCACGUUCUUGUGAUGAUAAGUUCACGUAUCAAAAUCUCACAAAUGGUAUUGCUGAAUAUAAAAAAUUCUUAGAAACGCCAUUCGAUAACGAGGUUCAGUGCAAAAUUGCUGAAUGCAAGCAAUCAAUAUACGUGGAUCCUAAUGGUCGCCACCAUUCGUACUGUUCUCGUAGCUGCGCUAGAAAAGAAAAGACCAUGGAGAAUUCGACAGCUGUUCGAUUGAUUGAUAUUGACGAUGGAAUAAUGAAUUAA
This is a messenger RNA of Dentiscutata erythropus, 357 nucleotides long. The record is from the annotation of a GenBank genome assembly. NCBI's taxonomy places the organism in Eukaryota, Fungi, Glomeromycota, Glomeromycetes, Diversisporales, Gigasporaceae.